This is a messenger RNA of Acanthoscelides obtectus, 597 nucleotides long. The record is from the annotation of a GenBank genome assembly. Lineage: Eukaryota; Metazoa; Arthropoda; Insecta; Coleoptera; Chrysomelidae.
AUGAAAGACCUUUGUAGUCUUUAUGACAUUAAAUUAACUUUUUCUAGUGUCAGUCAUCCCCAGUCCAAUGGCUCGAUUGAGCGAUUUCACGCCACUUUAUUGGAAAUUAUCAGAUCCCAUGUAUCCGAAAAUCCCGACGAACAUCCCUUCAAUAUUCUUCCCUACGCUGUUCAGUGCUACAAUAGUACUAGAAAUAAAACUACUGGCUUUACACCAUACGAGCUCGUGUUUGGCCACACCUCUGGUCGUCCGCCCGAACACGUAUAUUUAGAAAAAGAAUUGAUGUCCAAGUAUGUUCGAGACAUUCGGAAUAAACUCGAAUAUUACUACAAAAUUGCCCGCGUGAGAACUGACGAACAGAAGCAAAAAGCAAAAAUUCGCUUUGAUAGUAGAGUGUCACCCAAUUUACAAUCAUAUAAAAUUGGCGAUGAAGUCUUUGUGAAACAGUCUCAAAUUUCAAACAAACUUCAGAACAAAUUUGAUGGUCCAUUCGAAAUUACUCAAGUUUUUGAAAAUUCUGCGCUCCUUAAGAACCCGGAAACAAAAAGAAUAAGUAAAGUUAAUUUUGACAGACUGAAACCAUGUUUUGAGACUUAG